CCCGUGCCCGGCUCCGCGCUGGGGCUGGCGCCGCUCCGCAGCCACGGACACACCGCAACGCCGAUCCCGCCGGGAAAGUCGGCUCCCCUGCCGUUCGCCCUCGCUCCGUUCCCUGUCCUCCGGCAGGCUGAGGGGACAGGGGAGUCCGUCCCGCGGCGGAGGGGCUAAGGGGGCAGCAGAGCCCCCUUGCCCCCGCUCCCCUCCGCGUGCUUUUCACCGCCGGGAGAGAGCUUCCCUGUCCUAAGCCGUGCCCUGGCAGGGAGCGGGAUCCUCCUGCCCUCACCCCUGCCCUUUGCUCCGCCGAGCGGAGGGUGAGUCAGGCUCCUGGCAGGUGCCGGCAGACACUGGUUCCUACCUCCAAGGGAAAGCGGGGGCAUUUUCCCUCCCUCUCCUGCUUUCUUUCUCCCCGCAGGUGGUGGGGCUGGACCUUCGGCGAGCCCUCGGGCCUGUGAAGCUCCGGCAUGGCUGUCGGUGGGGUCGGGAGCUCCCUGCUGCUGAUGUCCGGCGUCGUGGUGACCGUGGGGCUGUGCCGGAGGCUGGCCCGGCGCCGGCUGCGCUCCCGCCCGCUCCUCUUCGCUUUCCUUGUGGAGAUGUUCAGCACCUUCCAGAUUUGCGCCUGCACGAACGAGCUCAGCCUGCUCGGCAACGUGGAGCCGAAGCCGCACACCGCCCUCACCCUCACCUACGGCUUCACCGUCCUGCACGGCCUCAGCCUCGCCGGCAGCACAUGCAAUCCCUGCGGGACCCUGCAGCCCAUGUGGGGCGGCGGGACCUCGCCCAGGAUGGGGGGACUCAAGAUCGCCGCUCAGUUCGUGGCUGCAGUGCUCGCCAGAGUGUUCAUGCACUUUAUCUGGAGUCUGGAGAUGGCAGAGCCACAUCUUGGAGCACUCUCACACGGCUGCAGCAGCCCCAUGCAAACUACAGAGAUGCAGGCGUUCUGCAUAGAACUGCUCUUUUCUGUCGUUUUCCAGCUGGCCGUCCUGCAAGCCGAAAGCGUUAAUCCCAAAUACAGAGUCCAUUUAAUUGCUCUUCUUAUCACCAUGCUCGUGUAUGCAGGUGGAAAUCUCACAGGAGCAAUAUUUAACCCAGCACUGGCGUUUUCAUUACAUGCAGAUUGUUUCUAUGACAAAUUUUUGAGUUACUCACUAGUAUAUUGGCUAGCACCAUGCUUAGGUACAAUACUUGUGGUUUUUAUAUGGGAUGAAAUCUUUCCUCGGAAAUCUUGAGACAUGAAAUCCUGAAAUGUGGGACCACUACAUUAAAAAAUAUUUUCAACAUCUGCAGACAUAAAGCUUUCAGAGAACUGUUGACAGA
Messenger RNA from Camarhynchus parvulus, 1314 nucleotides. It is a transcript of the gene AQP11, whose product is annotated as aquaporin 11. Gene Ontology annotation, biological process: transmembrane transport. Gene Ontology annotation, cellular component: membrane; cytoplasm. The transcript has 3 exons. Gene Ontology annotation, molecular function: channel activity. Lineage: Eukaryota; Metazoa; Chordata; Aves; Passeriformes; Thraupidae. The coding region runs from base 462 to 1226 and encodes 254 amino acids. The record is from RefSeq and is a predicted model, not a curated record.